Melampsora larici-populina 98AG31 is the source of this 570-nucleotide messenger RNA. RefSeq lists its product as uncharacterized. The record is from RefSeq and is a predicted model, not a curated record. The annotation marks the transcript as partial. NCBI's taxonomy places the organism in Eukaryota, Fungi, Basidiomycota, Pucciniomycetes, Pucciniales, Melampsoraceae. The transcript is spliced from 2 exons.
CUUCCACCAAUAGAAAAAGUAGUUGGCCCGGAAGCUGAAGCCAAAGAAUCAAGAAAAGCCCUUUCAUUACUUUUUGAAGUUUCAGAAUCAAUCGAUCGAUGCUUAAUACCUCUUCUACAAAAGAUCGAAUCACCAUGCCAUACCUAUGAAGAUUUAAUCUUGGUGUGUCAGCAAAUAGUCGAAGAGGAGUUUGAUUUAGAAGAUCGAGUGAGCUUCUUAGGUAGUCAUCCUCGGAUUGGUGAAGUCAAAGGUCUUAGUAAAAUAAGUGCUAAUGAGCAACAGAAUCAUAAGCCAACCGAUCCCAAAAAUUGCUUUGAUGUGGCACUUCAGCGGUUGAACCGAGUUUAUGAAGCAUCUUACCCCGGCUUAAGGUAUGUGACGUUUGUGAAUGGAAGGUCAAGGGAGGAGAUAAUGCACGAGAUGCAACACAAAUUGUACGGCGAUGGAGGUUUGCAGGACACGCUCAUGAUCCACGAGCGCGAUGAUGCAUGGCACAUUGAGGUCGCGCGAGGUAUCAAAGACGUAUUCAAAAUCGCAGUGAGCCGGCUUGGCGUCUUGCAAAGGAAAUGA